AUGACCACCUACGCCACCUACCCGGCCACGGCCUACUACUCCGAGUACGUGGCCCAGCCGGCGUACCAGAUCGAGCCGCACCCGUACGGCGCCAACUACACCACAACGGCCCGGCUCCAGCCGGACCAGUACGAGCGCCCGUCGUCGCGCCGCACCGUCUCGCCCGCCUCGUCCAACGAGUACUCGGACUCGUCCUCGAGGCCCCCGCACCGCCGCCGCCGCCGCUCCAGCAUCUACCUGGACCCCGACAGCGGCCACAUCGUCGUCACGGGCGGCUCGCGCUCCCCCUCGCGCCGCGACCGCGACCACGACCGCGAGCGGGAACAGCGCAGCCGCGAGCGUGAGCAGCAGCGCGAGCGCGAGGCCCAGCGCCAGUACGACCUCGAGAAGGAGGACCGCCGCCGGCGCCGCGACAAGGAGCGGCGCGAGGCCGCCGCCGCGGUUCCCAUCCCCAGCAGCAGGUCCGAGAAGAGCAAGCCCAUCCCCUUCUCGCGCUCCUCCACCAUGCCCACGGGCCACACCAUCGCGCCCGCCUACGAGACCCGGGGCCGGCGCCCCAUCAUCAUGUCGGAGCAGUACGAGGACCGCGGCGAGGUGUCGGCGCGCAUCCCCAUCGGGCCCGUGCCCAUCGUCGAGCACGCCGGGUCGCGCGGCCGCCACCACGGCAGCCGGCGCUACUCCACCUCGCGGCCCGGCAGCGGCAGCAGCUACGAGCACCAUCGUCCCGCGACACCGCAGGGCUACGCGUCCAACGACGAAGAGCUGCACCGGCGCGCCAGCCAGCGCUCGCGGGCCAACGACGACGUGCGCACCAGCCGCGGCGGCCGCGAGUUUUCCUCGUCGGCCCCCGAGCGGGGACCCCAUGAGGGCAGCCUGCCGCGGUCCGCGUCGUCGGCGUACGACUCGUAUGGGUCGUCGUACGGGUCGUCCAACUCGGGCUUCACGCCGCCGCCGCUGCCGUCGGCGCUCCGCCACCGUCGCAUGUCGUCGACGGGCUCGCGGUCGUCGGCCGAGCCCCCCGUCAUCAAGAACCUGCGCUGGGCCGAUCAGGAGACCCGCAAGGGCGUGCAGGACCAGAACGAGCGCAUCAACCAGCGGCCCAAGUACGGGCGCUGGGACGGGAGACACCACCUACCCACCUACCUCCUGCCCUGCAGCAACCAAAAGAGCACAGUGAUUGCUCCGCGCUAG
Gaeumannomyces tritici R3-111a-1 is the source of this 1191-nucleotide messenger RNA. RefSeq lists its product as hypothetical. The coding region runs from base 1 to 1191 and encodes 396 amino acids. The record is from RefSeq and is a predicted model, not a curated record. NCBI's taxonomy places the organism in Eukaryota, Fungi, Ascomycota, Sordariomycetes, Magnaporthales, Magnaporthaceae. The transcript is spliced from 2 exons.